Molecule: messenger RNA, 2348 nt
Organism: Salmo salar (Atlantic salmon)
Lineage: Eukaryota; Metazoa; Chordata; Actinopteri; Salmoniformes; Salmonidae
Product: inositol polyphosphate-5-phosphatase A
Biological process (GO): phosphatidylinositol dephosphorylation
Molecular function (GO): inositol-polyphosphate 5-phosphatase activity
Source: RefSeq, a predicted model, not a curated record
UGACAACGACUGCUUGAUCUGGUCGCGCGGGGCAGAAGGAAAUGUUCUGGGGCAGGCAGCAGAUUCCAGGUAUAAAUCCAAUUACAACGAAGACCGAUAUAAAUCCUGUCCUGCUAUUUCUCAGCAGUCAUGGAAGGUAAGUCUAUCCUUGAGCAGGAGUUAAGACGACGGACGACUCCCGCCAUCAACCAAAAGCGGGCAAGUUAAAAACAGCAGAAACAAAUGAUCAAGAUGAAUUAUACGACCGACUUCUUCAGCGACAUAUACAAUACAGCACGGUAUCAGUAAGCUGUUUGUAACACACGCAAAGGAUUUGACCAUCGCGUCUAACGGAGUUCUUCCGGCGGAGUAUUUCUGGAAUUCGAUCGUUAUCAUGGAAAUGUACACUGACGUCCUACUUGUCACCGCAAAUGUUGGAUCAUUAUUCGACAAUGUGGGUGAGAUUGAGAGUGACUGGAUGCGAGAAUUCUUUGGGACAGUCCAGAGUCACAAACCACGCUUCAUCGCCCUGCAUUUCCAGGAGGUUGGAGGGAAGGACUACAUGGUCAACAUGGGCCACGCAGAGAACUUCUUUUGGAACAUUGAGUCCAAUGAGGAGAUGAGAGACUUUGACAGGGUCUGCACCUAUGUGGACAACCACUUCAAGAACGUGGACAGCUUCACUGCCCUGGGAAGCAUGUACUUCAUCCAUAAGUCAUUGAAAAACAUCUACCAAUAUGAUUUUAAUGUUAAGGAUUUUAAAGCAGUGUCUGGACAGAACAAGCAUGUAGGCUCCCUGGAUGAAGUAACCACAGUGGAGAAAGAAAAAUUCCUGAAGAAUUUCUGGCCCGAUUUCAAAUGGUCUAGGAAGGGCUUUAUGAGGACCCGGUGGAUCAUUCACAACCAGGGUCUGGACCUAGUCAACGUACACCUCUUCCAUGAUGCCUCCAACCUCAUUGCCUGUAACACCAGUCCCUCCAUUUACUCAGACAACCGCCAGAAGGCCCUGAGAUAUGUCAUCAACAGGAUAUCAGACAGCAGCUACACCCCACUCCCCUUCUUCCUGUUUGGGGAUUUCAACUUUCGCCUGGACACCCUUAGCCUGGUCCAGAACUUGUCCACUUCAGCAGUGGUGCAGACAGUGAAGAAGGACAGCAGUAACGAGGUGGAAAAAAUUAUCUGUGAGCAAAAGGACAAUGACCACAAGGUUCUUCUCCAUAUUGAGACCAAGAUAUUUGCCUACCUGCACCAGGCAGUGUUCACAGAGGACAACGGCAGAGCGAUUCUGAAGUAUGACAAGGAGAUCUCAGCCUUUCAUGAUGUCAUUACAGAGGAAGACAUCCUGUUUCCACCCAGUUACCCAUACAGUGAGGACAACACUAAACCCACCCAGUACAUGAACACUCGCUGCCCCUCCUGGUGUGACCGCAUUCUCAUGUCUCACACUGCCCAAGACAUCAUCCACAGGAGAGAUGAGGGAGCGAGCAGUGUGGUUUACAACACAAUGGGCCCUAGUGUCUGCAUGGGAGACCACAAGCCUGUUUUCUUGUCCUUUGCACUGAAGACGAAUGGCCAUUGACAAGGAUCCCGCUCAAUGGUAUGCCAGUAUCUAUCCAACACAAGUCCCACUGGCCAUCACUAUCACACUCCCACUCCACUAUCCGUACCAGAGGAUAAACAGAACAGCUCCUAGCCAGUCACAGGACCCAGCCUCUCCCUGAUGUGCAUGCAGUCAGUCAGUAUCCACCCAACCAGGUCUCUCACGUUCUCUCCUCUCACUCCAAGUUAUUGAUUGCCAUGGCUUGGGUGACAUCACCACAGAUUUGAUCAUCAGCAUUAUGGAUUUUUUUGACGGACAAUUUGCUCUGUCCUGUGCUGGGCCAUAUAUCUUAAAUCGUCUCACCCCAAAAUACACAGAGAUGCAGGGGUAUUUUUUGAAGUCCUACCUUCAGUGCUCGACCAUUGGAACCAGAGUAUGUGUGGCAGAUUGCUGGGUGGAAUAGGGCCAACAAAAAGACAAUGUGGGACUGCUGAUGUUCAGCCCACGGUCUUGUCAUGGAGGGCACAAGUCUGUCCCAGUGGGAUUAAGGAGACAUGUGAGGACACACACACUGGCAUCUUGCCAAGUAAAUACCCUAACUUCAGCUGAUCAAACGGUUUUCAGUUGUCAAGGGUUUACAUUUAAGUAUUCCUUCUGACAUCCCUGAAUGGAAUAUGCAUGCAUGCUUUUCAGUUGUAUUUUAGUAGUCUUUUAUUUUUCCUAUUUAUUUUCUAACUUUUAACUGGUUACUAUCAAUAUAAGUAUGCUUAAAUCAAAUAUUCAGAAACACAAUAAACAAAAGCUACUGCAGUAUUUCAAUGCACCGUCA